Molecule: messenger RNA, 2429 nt
Organism: Anopheles aquasalis
Lineage: Eukaryota; Metazoa; Arthropoda; Insecta; Diptera; Culicidae
Gene: Mad1
Product: Mitotic arrest-deficient 1
Biological process (GO): mitotic spindle assembly checkpoint signaling; attachment of mitotic spindle microtubules to kinetochore
Cellular component (GO): mitotic spindle; nuclear envelope; kinetochore
Source: RefSeq, a predicted model, not a curated record
UGUGUAUUUUUUAUGCGAUUCUCUAAAAUCCGCUUAAAAUCCGAUUAAAAUCCCAAAUUUUGUGCAGACUACAGCCUCUGAAACCCUGAAGAACGUACCGAACGGCUGAGCGAUGAUGGAUAUCGGCAGGGAUGACGAAUCCGCCGAUGUCACGCGGCUGAGUAACUCGUCGUUUGAAAUCAGUCGGAAGAAGCGUCGCAUAUCCGGGUUGGGCCUGAGCGGGGCCAACGAUACGCUACACGAUGUGAACACGAGCAGUGAAUCUCUCUCGUCGACGGUCAACACAACCCAGCUGGUCGCCCAAAGUCCUUGGGAAACGCGCCGCAUGAAGGCGGAUCUUAUCGAAGCACGCUCACGGAUUACGGUUCUGAAGAAGGAAAUCGAACAUCAAAACACGGUGAUGGCAACGAACCAGCUGCGCAAUCAGCAUAAAAUCUCUUCGCUUGAGCAAGAGCUCGCCCACAGUAGCAAGAAAGCGGCGGAACUGGAGAAGCACCUGACCGCGGUGCGUAAGCGGGAGCACGCAGCGAAAGAAGAGCUCGUCCGAACCCGCAAUCAGUUCAAUCAGCUCAAACAGACGUCCGAUGAUCAACAGUUUGGCCUGCAAUCUGCACUGCAGAAGCUGGAGCAGAAGUACAACUGCGAUACGAGCGAGCUGGGUAGCGAGAUCCGUGAGCUCACGGCCCAGGUGUCCGACUUGAUGUUACAACUGUCCGGUGUGCAGGAAGAGCUAGACGUAACGCGCGGAAUCAACGAUACACUCCAAUCCAAGGCUGAUGCGUACGAUCAAACGAAGCGUGAGCUCGAGCAGACAAUCUCGAAGCUAGAAGAAACGGAAUCGCGUGUCAAGAAGCUCGAGUUCGAGUGUGGCAGUCACGAGGAUUGGAAGAACCUAUCCAAGGUGACGACCUCCCGAUUGAUGAAGUGUACCGAGUACGAGCACGAAAACAUUCGCAUGCGCGAGGAGCUGAAGAACUUGCGCGAUCUGAUCGGUAACAAGCUGCUGCUUGAGGAGCAGGUGUCCAAUCUGCAAGCGCGAGUCGAUCGGUACGAGCAGCAGGAGGCAUCCGCGGCCACGAUUGAGGUCCGUGUGAAGGAACUGGAGAGUGAGCUGAACGACUGGAAGCAACUUGGACGGGACUACUGCCCCAAGAAGGACGGUACGCAACGGAGUGAACCGUCGGCGGCGCUGCUACGGCAUCACAUUGCCCAGCUGCUCCAGAAGGAUGUGAUACUGACCAGCCAACAGUCGACGGCGGUGAGCGAACAGCACCAAACACGGGAAGCGUUCGAUCGGCUGCGGAUGGAGAAGGAUUCCCUCGAGAAGCAGUCGGAGGAGUACAAGCGCUCUCUCAAACACUACCAAUCGGUGCUGCAGCGAGUCCAGCGCAAGCUGAAACUGGUCAUCUCCGAACGGGACUGCAUGAAGCAGGUCGUCGAAAAUUAUGAGAACGACCUAACGAUUAACCAGUCCAUUGCACAGGCGGGUCAGGAUUCACAGCAGCUGCAAGAGCGUAUCAAGAGCCUGGAGAAGGUGCUGGCGAACUAUCAGGAACAUUGCCAAAAGCUCGAAGCUGAGAUACAGUCGAAACAAGUCGUCUCCGAUACCGAGGUAUCAAAUGCACUGACCAGCGAGCAGUACCAGGAGCUGCGGAAAGAGAUCGAUUCACUUCGGAUGGAGAACCAAAUGAUACGGCGCCGUAAGCAGGAGCUCGAACUGGAGAUUGAACAGAACCGUGUGCGGUCUAUCGCGCCCGUACUGCGGCACACCGAGAGCUUGGCGGUAAAAGCAUUCGAUCAGCACCAGAAUUCGGUGGAGAAGUUGCAGGCGGAAAUCGAGAGGCUGCGGGCGAAGAUUCGCAGCAUGCAGGAGAACGGCGGAGAGCAGCAGCUGGAAGCGAGCGUCACGAGCGGCAACAUGACGAUGAACGUAAUGGAGCUGAACAAUAUGCGGGCCAAGGCCGAGAUGCUCGAGUCGAAGAUGAAGCAGAUGAAGGAAAAGUUCCGCGAAGCGUCGGUCGAGUUCCGGGACAUAUGCUACCUGCUGUUCGGGUAUCGGGUCGAUCGGAUCAGCAACAACAACUACCGCGUCCGGAGCAUGUACGCGGACAACGAUGAGGACUAUCUGAACUUCCAGCUCGACGAAUCGAGCGGCAAGCUGAACAUGCUGGCUUCACGCUACGGACAGUCGCUACUGGAGCAGGUUGAUGGGUUGCUCAACAUGCACGGAUCACUGCCCGUCUUUCUGAGUACGCUUACGCUCGAUCUGUUCAAGCGAACCACCAUUAUGGAUGCCACCAGCGAUGGCUAGUGUAUCGUAGCGGCUCAUCAUCGGGAAGGGUGUGAACAGAAUGAACGAAGUCGUUUAGCAUCUUAAGCAGAACCAAGAAACGAAAUAUAACUUGAAGAUGGAACAUGAAUAAUGAAAU